Messenger RNA from Cinclus cinclus, 5636 nucleotides. RefSeq names its product diacylglycerol kinase zeta (gene DGKZ). Gene Ontology annotation, molecular function: ATP-dependent diacylglycerol kinase activity; protein binding. The transcript is spliced from 32 exons. The record is from RefSeq and is a predicted model, not a curated record. NCBI's taxonomy places the organism in Eukaryota, Metazoa, Chordata, Aves, Passeriformes, Cinclidae. Bases 1 to 3513 code for a protein of 1170 amino acids. Gene Ontology annotation, cellular component: nucleus. Gene Ontology annotation, biological process: lipid phosphorylation; intracellular signal transduction; regulation of synaptic transmission, glutamatergic.
AUGGAAACCUUUUUUAGGCGGCACUUUGGGCGCAAGGGGCUGCGGCGCAGCAGUGUGGUGGCUGUGCCCACGGGCAAGGUCAGGCGUCGCUCCCAGGUGGGGCUGCCUUCCACCUCGCUGGCCCAGUGCCGCCGUGGCUCAGGCACCCCGGCAGCAUCCCUCUCCUGCCUGGGCCUGGUCCGGCGUCCCGGCACCCGCCGCCGCUCCAGCACUACUCCGCCCUGCCUCAGCCCCAGGUUUGCAGUGCAGAAGAAGUGCGGGGGCCAGGCACAGGCCAUUGAUGCCCAGCUGCUGGGUCCCACUGUGCUCCUGGCCAGCCUCAUUCCCACGGGAGAGGAGCAGGACAGGGCUCACGGCACUGACAGCUCCAGAUCUGAGUCUCCAGAGGACGGUGAUGCAGCAGCGGGAGCUGAGCAGGGCCAGCACGAGCAUUGUGCUGAGGAGACGUGGCUGGCCAUGCUGCCCCAGCUGCGGCCGCUCCAGGCAGGGCUGCUGUCGCGGGGUCCCCGCUGCCUGCGGCGCUCCUCCUCCCACCGCCUGCCCACCGAGGUCGUGUAUGGCCGGGCUGCCUACGGCCUGCCAGGCCGCUACCGCCGCCUCAGCCAGCGCCGGCGCUCCAGCGAUGCCCCUCAACCUGGGCUGCUCCUCUCUGGCCACCCACAGCUGCUGGCCCAGCACUCUGCAGGAGUGGCCGGAACCAGGUGCCCCUCUGCCACUCUCGCCGAGGGUUUGGGACCAGAGCCUACCUGCCACACCACCCCGGAUGGCUGGAGCCCCCGGCUGCUGAAAGCUAUUGCCAAAUCCAGUCUUCAGCACAUGGUAGCCCAGCCAAACCCGGCACUGGCCAUGAGGAGCGACUCAGAGAGGCAGAUACGCAGCACUGUGGAUUGGAGCGAGGCUGCGGUCUAUGGGGAGCACAUCUGGUUUGAGACCAGUGUCUCUGGGGACUUCUGCUACGUUGGGGAACAGAACUGCAUGGCAAAGCUUCUGCAAAAGCCUCUCUCCAGGCGUAAAUGUGCAGCCUGCAAGAUCGUAGUGCAUACACCCUGCAUCGAACAGCUGGAGAAAAUAAAUUUCCGCUGCAAACCUUCCUUCAGGGAGUCAGGAUCCCGGAACAUACGGGAGCCCAUUGUUGUCCGACAUCACUGGGUGCACCGGAGGCGGCAGGAGGGGAAAUGCCGUCAGUGUGGCAAGGGUUUUCAGCAGAAGUUUGCCUUCCACAGCAAAGAGAUUGUAGCCAUCAGCUGUUCGUGGUGCAAACAAGCGUAUCACAGCAAAGUAUCAUGUUUCAUGCUGCAACACAUUGAAGAGCCCUGCUCACUGGGGGCUCAUGCUGCUGUUGUCGUUCCUCCCACCUGGAUUCUGCGGGUCCGGCGGCCCCAGAAUCCUCUGAAAUCUAGUAAGAAGAAGAAGAGGACAUCAUUCAAGCGGAAAUCCAGUAAAAAGGGGGCUGAGGAAGGGAGGUGGAAACCCUUUGUCAUCAAGCCCAUGCCAGCUCCUCUCAUGAAGCCCUUGCUGGUGUUUGUGAACCCCAAGAGCGGUGGGAAUCAGGGAGCCAAGAUCAUUCAAUCCUUCAUGUGGUAUCUCAACCCACGGCAAGUUUUUGACCUCAGCCAGGGUGGACCCAAGGAGGCGCUGGAGCUGUACCGCAAAGUCCACAACCUCCGAAUCCUGGCAUGUGGGGGAGAUGGCACGGUGGGCUGGAUACUCUCCAUUCUGGACCAGUUACGCAUCAACCCACCUCCUCCUGUGGCCAUCCUACCUUUGGGGACAGGGAAUGACUUGGCCAGAACACUGAACUGGGGUGGGGGUUACACAGAUGAGCCUGUGUCCAAGAUCCUUUCGCAUGUAGAAGAUGGGAACAUAGUGCAGCUUGAUCGCUGGAACCUCCAUGUGGAACCAAACCCUGACACAAACCCUGAGGAAAAGGAUGAGGCAGCUGCUGACAAGCUGCCUUUGGAUGUCUUUAAUAACUACUUCAGCCUUGGCUUUGAUGCACGGGUGACACUGGAGUUCCACGAAUCCAGAGAGGCCAACCCAGAGAAGUUCAACAGCCGGUUUCGGAAUAAAAUGUUCUAUGCUGGGACGGCCUUCUCUGACUUCCUCACCGGGAGCUCCAAGGACUUGGCAAAGCAUGUCAGGCUGGUUUGUGAUGGGACAGACCUGACCUCCAAGAUUCAGGACCUGAAGCCCCAGUGCCUGGUCUUCCUUAACAUCCCAAGGUACUGUGCAGGCACCAUGCCCUGGGGCAAUCCUGGGGAGCACCAUGACUUCGAGCCCCAGCGCCAUGAUGAUGGCUGCAUUGAAGUUAUCGGCUUCACCAUGACAUCACUGGCUGCCUUGCAAGUUGGUGGCCACGGGGAGCGGCUCUGUCAGUGCCGGCAGGUGGUUCUCACCACAUCCAAGGCCAUCCCCAUGCAAGUAGAUGGAGAGCCCUGCAAGCUGGCAGCUUCCUGCAUCCACAUCUCUCUGCGCAACCAAGCCAACAUGGUGCAGAAGACCAAGCGGCGCAACUCCAUGCCUCUGCUCAAUGACCAGCAGCCAGUGCCCGAGCGGCUGCGGAUCCGGGUGAGCCGAAUCAGCAUGCGUGACUACGAGGCACUGAACUAUGACAAGGAAAAGCUCAAGGAAGCCUCUGUGCCACUGGGGAUCAUUGUGGUUCCAGGAGACAGUGACCUGGAGUUGUGCCGGACCCAGAUUGAGAAGCUGCAGGAGGAUUUCCCUGCACAGCCCUCUGCUUUAGAGCGCCUGCUCUUUCAGGAGGGAGAUGGAGCCAAGCCGAAGACACUGUCAUUUCAGAAGCUGUCACCCAAGUGGUGCUUCCUGGACUCAACCACAGCCGAUCGGUUCUACAGGAUAGACCGUGCACAGGAACACCUCAACUAUGUAACAGAGAUCUCUCAGGAUGAGCUUUAUGUGCUGGACCCAGAGCUAGUGGUUACUCAGACUGUGAGCACUUCUCCUGCCAUGCCUGACCUUGUGGACUCAUCUGCCACAUCCCCUGGGCACCAUUUUGCAUUUCCCUCCUCUUCUUCCUCUCCACCCUCCUCUCCUGCCCCCAGUGCUGAGCCUGAGCGCUGCCUUGCACAUAAAGAUGACCUUCUGAUAGAAGCUGCCAAGAGUGGCAACUUCAGCAAGUUCCAAGAGCUGCACCGAGCUGGAAGAGACCUGAUGGUGCGAGACUCCUCUGGCCAGACCGUCCUCCACCAUGCUGUCAAAUCAGGAAGCAAGGACAUCGUCAAAUACAUCAUUGAGAAUGCUCCUUCAGAAAUCCUUGAUGCCACAGAGGAGGAGAACGGUGAAACCAGCUUGCACCAGGCUGCAGCCUUACGCCAGCGCACUAUCUGCCACUACAUCGUGGAGGCCGGGGCCUCGCUCAUGAAGACAGACCUGCAGGGAGACACCCCCAAGCACCGUGCUGAGAAAGCCAAUGACCCCGACUUAGCUGCCUACCUCGAGAACCGACAGCACUACCAGAUGAUCCAGAGGGAGGACCAGGAGACAGCUGUGUAGUGCUUGGCGUGCCUUAGCCCAAGCCCGCUCAUGCAGGAUGAGAAGAAGACAAUGCCAACUGGCAGAUCUGUAUCUGGCCCAAUCCUCCCCAGAUGCCAACCUGAAAAUGGAUACGGAAGAGCUCUGCCCCAGGAUGGGCUGUGACUCUGUUUAUGAGGACAACGAAUAUUUCAGACGUGAAGCCUGAUUCUUUAUGUGUCCACCUGUUCAUCUCUCAUUCACCACAUUCCCUGCCCUAGGUGGGCUCUAACCCCCAGCCAUGUUGGAGCAGGCUAGGCUGAAGGCUCCAGUCACCCUUGUUCAUGGCAGUAAUUCCAGUGCCCCCUCCACAGGCUCCUACCUAUGAUCCUUGUGGGAUAUCAUUGCUCGGCCCCUCUCUCUGCUGGCAGUGUCCCUCUUUUAGGUGCUUGGCUGGGUUUGUGUCCUGUUCCUCCUCUCCUGUCUGGCACAGCUGUGGGAGGCAUAGGCUGCAUCAACAGACUGCAGAGGCCAUGAGCCACAGACUUUGCCCCAAAGGAAGCAGCACAACUUACUGGCCUUGCCUUCUCCUCCCUCCUGGGACUGCACCAGGUCUCUGUGUUGCCCUCUCCAGAGCCUUCUGAAGCAGGAGGGAAGUCACUUGUGCAUCCAGCCUUUCCUCGGAGCAUCUGGGAACUGGUGCAGCUGGAAAUAGGGCAGCAGGUGCCCUCCUGAUGGGCCUUUAGUGCUCAGUCAGCAGUCUGACUCAGGGCUGGGAUGGCAUGGAGGAAAGCUACCAAACCCUCCCACCACACUUGUCUCCACAGCGCUGGGUGGAACAGUUUGUACACCCACUCUGCUGAGCAUCUCUUUGUGAGCCCGCUGCAGGAUGGUGGAGAGCUGCCCUCCCUGCUUCGGUAUCCCCCUCAAUGCUAGACUUUUUACGGGGCUGGAUGGGCAGUGCUGGGGUCAGUACUGCUCUCAGGGAUCCCCUCCUGCCCCCCAACCUGGCAACAUGUAUCCUCUUAGAAGGAGUCAGACUAUUUCCCAAACUGGGCAUAGGGCUUUGCAGGGGGAAUUUGAGAGCCCACCCAGCUGAGACACAACCCACUUGGGCAGACCACGAGCUCACCCUCUCCAGUUUUAGCAGAAAGAAGGAUUGGGAUUCACAGAAACCUUCAGGGCUUCUAGCCCUAGGUCAUGCCUGCAAGGGAUGAAUUUCACCCACCACCUGCUAUGGGGCAUGAGGCACCACAAUCCAUCUCCCCUGUUGAUGCUGGGAGCACUUGAUGCUAAGACAUCAAGCCAGGCCUUCCGCAAGGCUUUUGCAGAACUGAAUCUGUGAGACUAGGAGGUGCCCACAGAGGAGGAAAGCUGAUGGCUCUGAGCCUAGCAGACCUGGUUGGCACUUUGGGGUGAGCAGUGGUUGUGAAGGGGGUUGCUGUUUGCAGCUUGGCUCCAGCAGAGGAUACUGCUGCUGCCAGGUGUGGUCUGUGCAGUCCCUCAGCACUCACGUGCAGCUGUGCCCCUGGGUGGUGCUGGGUGGCACCAUUUUAAUCCCUCCUACUACCAAGGAAACGGUAUGAGGAUACUGUAGGGAACCAUGAUACCCUUCAAACUUUUUGUCCAGGGGCAGGGUUUCCUUGAAGGAUGGGAGAUGCUGUACUGGGGAACAGAGGCGCAGGGCAGUGCAGGGUGCCAUGGGGCCAGUGGCAGUAUUGGUAAAUGAUAAUGAUCGUGUACUAAUGCUUCAGCUGGGACACUCCAGAAGUACCUGGAGUUCUCAUCAGCACUGCUGGCAGGCCACUGACAGUCAAGGCACUGUCAUAUUCUCAGAGAUCCACACCACUGCUGCCCCAGACAGGAUGUCCAACUUGGCCCAGAGGCAUUUAGAGCCUUAGCUUUCCCCUUUCUCCCUUAUAGUUUUUGUACAGGUAGUUGAGAGACACACUGUCCCCCUCCCUGCCUGGCCCCUCUGUGCACCUGUGAGCUGAGUUGCUGUGCAAUUCCAAGCCUGCUUGUAUUUGGUGAAGAAGGAGGGGGUGUUGGUCACCCUGCCCCUGAGGGCAGGGGCUCUGUGCAAUACCUGGGUCUGUGUUUCUUAGACACUGUUGUAGGACUGUAUUUUUGUAACUAUGUGAGGGUGCUGGCUCCAGCCGGCCCAG